AUGCAAUAUGAGAAGGUUAAGGCUGCCAUCCUAGACCAGCUGGGCAUCAGUCCAGAGACGUACUGGCAGAGGCUGCAUCGAGAGAAAUAUCCGCCAGGAGCCCGGCCACGGGCAGUAGCCCAGAAGGUCCGCGACCUCUGUUGGAGGUGGCUAGAGCCGGAUCGCCGUACUAGUUGCCAGGUAGCCAAGACUGUGGCGUUGGAGCAGUUCCUCUGGAUCCUGCCCAUCGGGGGGAAGGAGUGGGUGCAGCAACACCGGCCGAAGACCCUCACAGAGGCUAUGUCCCUCGCCAAAGACUACAUGGCGGUGGAGCCGGAAGAGCGAGCGGGUCUUAAGACAAGGACUUCAGGAGGGGGAGACCGACCUCCAGAAGGGAUGGUGCAUAUGACCGGCGGAAGAGGUCCCCGUUUGCCCAUUCGACAGUCGGGGUUGCCAACAAACCCCAAGGCCCGGGGCCCCUCAGGGGUGCACCUGUCCCGGGACCAAGAGGACCCGUCUGGGGAGUUAAGCCUACCGCAAGGCACCCUACCCAUGGAGGGGAAUCGCGAUAGAUGCUACCAGUGUGGACAAAGGGGGCACUUCAGGAGAGAGUGCCCCUACAUGGACUGUAAUUAUGGACAGGUCCUGACAGCGGACCAACAAGCCCAGAAGGACGGACCGACGAGCCCGGAAGGACCUGCCGAUGAAGAUGGUGAUCCCGGUGCGAGUGGAGGGAACCCCAACCUCAGCACUGGUGGACUCGGGGUGCAGCCAAACUGUCAUUUGCAUGGGACUGGUAGAGGACUCCCUUUCCACCGGGGCCCCGAUACAGUUACAAUGUAUACAUGGAAACGUGAAGUCUUACCCCACCGUCUGGGUGCAACUGGAGGUCGCCCAACAGAAGUUGCAUUGCUUAAUGGGGGUGGCCCCUAG
Messenger RNA from Chrysemys picta bellii (western painted turtle), 912 nucleotides. RefSeq names its product zinc finger protein 232-like. NCBI's taxonomy places the organism in Eukaryota, Metazoa, Chordata, Testudines, Emydidae. The record is from RefSeq and is a predicted model, not a curated record. Gene Ontology annotation, molecular function: zinc ion binding; nucleic acid binding.